Thermochaetoides thermophila DSM 1495 is the source of this 3123-nucleotide messenger RNA. RefSeq lists its product as uncharacterized. The record is from RefSeq and is a predicted model, not a curated record. The transcript has a single exon. Gene Ontology annotation, biological process: protein phosphorylation. Lineage: Eukaryota; Fungi; Ascomycota; Sordariomycetes; Sordariales; Chaetomiaceae. Gene Ontology annotation, molecular function: protein kinase activity; ATP binding. The coding region runs from base 1 to 3123 and encodes 1040 amino acids.
AUGGCGUCCCUCCAAGUCCGCAACUUCUCCAACACCAAGCAAAAGGCGCUCGAGGACGCCAACAAGAUGCAGGCCCUCGUCGAAGACGAGUGUGCCAAAGAGGGCAAAGAGCCGCCGCCGUACCAGCUGCAAGAGCUCAUUGGUAAGGGCAACUAUGGCCGCGUGUACAAGGCCAAGGACCUCAAGCACGACCGCGUCGUCGCCGUCAAGAUCAUCAACAUUGAGGAGGGAGACACGCUCAACCCAAAGUUUGCCGACACAUACAGCGAGUUCAUGAAGGAGUUUAACACGUUGAAGCGACUAAGCGAGAGCGGCGCGAAGAAUAUUAAUCUGACGCUAGAUGUCCUGCCGGUUGGGCAGACGAUGUGGAUGGUGACGGAAUAUUGUGCCGGAGGGAGUGUCGCGACGCUGAUGAGGCCGAGUGCGCCGGGGGGUUUGCAAGAGAAGUGGAUUAUCCCGAUCGUGCGUGAGGUCGCCGAGGCAAUUUACUGGGUGCAUAAAGAAGGUAUCAUCCAUCGCGAUAUCAAGUGCGCCAAUGUGCUAGUCACUGAGGCCGGCGGCGUGCAGCUGUGCGAUUUUGGUGUGGCGGGCAUUAUCGAGAGCAAGUUGGAUAAGAGGACCACGUUUAUCGGGACCCUGCACUGGAUGGCUCCAGAGUUGUUCGAUCCUGAGCCGUCUUACAGCACACCGGUGGAUAUCUGGGCGUUUGGAUCGUUGGUGUACGAGAUCGCGUCGGGCCUGCCGCCGAACGCGAUGCAAGGGUUCAAUAUCUCGCAGCUGGGGCAGCACAUUAAGCACCAUGACGUGCGGCUUGAGGGAGAUCAGUACUCGGACAACUUGAAGGAUUUAGUGGCAUUUUGUCUGGUCGAGGACCCCGCCAAGCGCCCGACCAUCGAAGAGGUUCAGAAGCAUCCGUACAUUUACAACACAGAGGAGGCUUAUCCGACCUCGUCGCUGUCUCAGCUCGUCAAGGCCUACAAGUUGUGGGAAGCGCAGGGCGGCACGCGCAAGUCUCUUUUCGCACCGGUCGGCGCACAAGGGCCGGAUGAUAUGGACUCGGGGUCGGCGAACUUGAUUGAUGACGAGUGGAACUUUAGCACGACGCUCGACUUUGACAUGCAGGUCAUGAACGCCGACGCGAGGACAGUGUACGAUGUGUAUGGGUCGAAUGUUGAUUUCGAGUUCCAGGAGCCGACUUCGCGACCGAUCAAGAAAGGACGAAGAAGACUGCCGCCGCAGCUGCAGCCGCUCAAGCAGCCACUAGAGAAGGUCUUUGACCCGAAUACCAUCUCAAAUUAUGAGGAGAAUUCCCGAGCUUACUACGGUCGUGGACCUCCGACUGUGACAGCGACGGCGCCUCCUAAGACAUCCGACCUGCCGCUGCGCGAUAAUUCGUUGCACUCGACCCUCCGCGAGUCGCUGAUCGACCUCGACGCCGGCCUCUACGAAGGCCCUGGGGGCGACUACUCCUCCAACUACGUCGACAUGGCGACCAUCCGCGGGGCCAUGCGUCUGCCCAGCGAUGUUGAGGACAAUGCUGACGGCGGCGACGUGGACGGCGACGCCGACGACUACAACAAGCCCCCUCUAAGCGACCCCGUCGACCUGGAUCCAAAGAGGCGCACCCAAGACUGGAAAUUCCCGACCAUGAUCCCGCCGGCGUCGGCGAACCCUGAUGUCUCACGCUUCCCGAGUCACGAUGACGAUGCGCCCCGGUUUCCGGGGGGUAAUAGGCCGGUUCUGUACUCUCAUCCUGCGGCUGCUGCGCUUGGGUUCAAGCACACUGAUCCCUCAUCAUUCAAUGAUGCAUCGAGCAUACCGGCGGCAGAUAAUCGUGCGUCGGUGGGCAGUUUGAUCGAUCUGGACGAGAGUCUGCCGCCUGCCAUGCCGGAUCCCAUGACGAGGCCGGGGACGGGGUACUCUGAUGGAGCGUCGGUUGCUGGGUCAGAUUUGGGAGGGGCUGGGCCGUUCGAUCUCGAGCAGCGUGCGUCGAUGUACUUCCCCCCUUCGUCUGGAGGGGUGAGGGAGCCGUCGAUCUAUGUGUCGGAAGAGAGCGAUUUAGCAUUGGGAAAGAUCAUUACGACCACCCAGCCGGCUGUGCCGGUGGAUGAUCCCCCGCCGAGGUUCCCCAGCUUGUUGGUUGACGCUGACGAUGCCCCUCCACGCUAUCCCUCGCUGCUCAUCGACGAUCCUGCCCCAAGACAGCCGUCCCUCUAUGUGGACGACGUCCGCCAGCCCUCACUGCUCAUCGAAGACGGCGAUAUCCGACACCCCUCUCUCCUCGCCGACGUCCCCAGCGGACCAAGCAGCGUAACUGGCGGCCUAGCCAGCGGCCGCAACACCCCGGUCAUGGUGAUGCGCUCCGAGCCCCCUACCGCCGUGCAUUCCCGCGCGCCAAGCUACGACGAAAACGCAUCCGACUUUCCGGGCAUCAGAGAAGAAUCUGAAUCACCACAUCCCCAGGAGCUUCCGGCACCUCCCCCAGGCCCGCCGGGUCCUCCAGCCUGGCGUAAACCCCCUGGCCGCCGCGGCCGGUCCCACUCCAACGCCAGCCUGGGCAGUGCAACCUCCGGCUCCGGGCCAGGCCCGAUGCGGUUGCAACGUCCUCCGCCUCCAAGGAGCUCUUCUCGUGCCGCAGGGAAUUAUAUUAAUUUGCAGAUCAACCGCCCUCCCCAACCCCCAUCCCAACAGGCCCCCGAAGGGGCAGAAAGGGACUAUCUCCCUUCCCCCUCUCUACACCCCUCCCCCGCCCCGUCGCGAGGCCCCUCCCCUUCCCCGUCGCCCGAACCAUACCUUCCUUCGUCAUCAUCACUGGACAUGGGACACUCGCAUCUCCCUCCCGCCCCGGCAUUUCCGUCCGAUAGGGUGUUGCUCGGAGCAGCCAGUAAGGAGCAGGUGCGGGAGGAAGUGAUGAGGUUGCUUGCGAGCUUUGCGGCGCAGCUGGGGGCGACCAAGGGCGUUGUGAAGGGGCUGCCGGUGAGGAGGGUUGUUGUCAGACGGAGGGAGGGGCCAGCACCAAGUAUGGGAAAUGGCGGGUCACAAGGAGGGGGAUCGCAGGGAGGGCAGGGAGGUGCGGGGGGGAGGAGGGUGAGGGCUGAGACGCCUGUUGGGGCGGGGGUUUAG